UUCGCAUUUUCCUGUGUAAGAAAAGGUUGCUGCUUGUGUUACAUGCGGUAAAAUACCGAGGUGUGUCAGGGCACAUCUGUGGAUGACCAGGCUUCUGCUCAACAACUGGACAACUAAAGCCGAGUUCUUCUCACACGACAGGGAGAAGUGUUGAAGGGACAGACUGAACUCCACAGCAGUCAACUGUACUGAAACUCUUUCAAUGGAUAUCUGGCUUUGAAAUGAUGAAUCUCCCUGAAAAACCUCUCCUGCGAAUGACCAUCCAGAACAGCCCGGUGAUCCCGGCCCGGGACUGCUCUCGGGCAGGGAGCUCGGGGAACACUCUGAGAUGGGACUUAUCUCCGGAGGAAAUCCGCGCCAUGGCGGACAGUUUGAUGAACAGAGUGAAGAAAGUUUAUGACCAGGUGGCAUCUAUUAAUGUCGCGAGUGUGUCGGUGGCCAACACGCUGAUGGUCCUCGCAGACAUAAGGAUGAAAUAUGCUGCGUCUCGCCACAUGCUCGACUUCCCCCAGUACGUGAGUCCGUCCCGGGAGGUUCGGGCCGCGAGCACGGAUGCUGACAAGAAGCUUUCUGAGUUUGAUGUGGAGCUGAGCAUGAGGGAGGACGUCUUCCAGAGGAUCACUGCUCUACAGAGAAGCCUGCCGCAGGAGGUUUCCCCUGAAGAGAAGAGACUGCUGGACAGGCUGGUGACUCUGGGGAAGAGAAAUGGCCUGCACCUGUCUCACGGCGUUCAGGAGGAAAUCAAACGGACGUCCAAGCUGAUCAGCGAACUCUCCAUCGAGUUCAACAAGAACAUCAACGAGGACAACACCGUGCUGCACUUCACACUCCACGAGCUAGACGGGCUGGCUGACAGCUACCUGAAUGGCCUGGAGCGGAGCAGCGACGGGCGCUACAGAGUCACGCUGCAGUAUCCGCACUACUACCCGCUGAUGAAGAGAUGUCACAAUCCCGACACCCGCAGGAAAAUGGAGACGGCCUUCCACAGCAGGUGUAAAGAGGUCAACACAUCCAUUCUGGAGCGCUUGAUACAGCUGAGGUCAAAGGUCGCGGGCUUACUCGGUUACAGCAGCCACGCCGACUAUGUGUUGGAGAUGAACAUGGCUGAGAAUGCCAGCAAUGUUUCUCACUUUCUAGAGAGUUUCUAUGAGAGCCUGAAGUCAGUGGGUGCGAAGGAGAGGAAGUACAUCCUGGCUCUGAAGAAGCGCGAGUGCCUCAUGAGGGGCCUGCACUUUGAUGGGCAGAUCAACGCCUGGGACCUGCCGUACUACAUGAACCAGGUGGAGCAGUGCAAGUUCGCUGUCAACAAGGACAAACUCAUCGAGUACUUCCCGCUGGACGUGGUGACGGAGGGGCUGCUGGGGAUCUACCAGGAGCUGCUGGGUCUCACCUUCACCCAGGUGCAGGACCCUCACGUGUGGCACCAAGAUGUCAAGCUCUUCCGCACUUGUGACUCGGAGACGGGGGAGGAGGUGGGAGAGUUCUACCUGGACCUGCACCCCAGAGAAGGCAAAUAUGGUCAUGCAGCGUGCUUUGGCCUCCAGCCCGGCUGCAGGGGUGCCGAUGGGGAACGCAGACUUCCUGUUGCUGCCAUGGUCGCAAACUUCACCAAACCCAGGAAAGGCUCGCCGUCUCUACUGCAGCACCACGAGGUGGAGACGUACUUCCACGAGUUUGGUCACGUGAUGCACGAGCUGUGCUCCAAGACCAGCUUCUCUGACUUCAGCGGGACGCAGGUAGAGACCGACUUCGUGGAGGUCCCGUCCCAGAUGCUGGAGAACUGGGUCUGGCAGAGGGAGCCGCUGAAGAGGAUGUCCCGACACUAUAGAGAUGGAAGUGCCAUCCCAGAUGGUCUGCUGGACAAGCUCAUGGCGUCCAGGGUGGCCAACACCGGUCUGAUGAACCUGCGGCAGGUGGUGCUCAGUAAAGUCGACCAGACGUUGCACACCAGCUCCAGCGCCGACUCUGCUCAGGUGUUUGCCGAACACUGUCAGGAGAUCCUGGGUGUCCCUGCCACCGAAGGCACCAACAUGACGGCCAGCUUCAGCCACCUGGCGGGAGGUUACGAUGGGCAGUACUACAGCUACCUCUGGAGUGAAGUUUACUCUGCCGACAUCUUCCUCAACCGCUUCAAGAAGGAAGGGGUGCUGAACCCACAGGUGGGCAGAGAGUACAGGAGAGUGAUCCUGGAGUCCGGAGGCUCCAGGGAUGGACUUCACAUGCUGAGGCAGUUCCUUGGUCGAGCGCCGUGCCAGGACGCCUUCUUCCAGUGUAAAGGCCUUGUCAGAAACCCUGAGCUCUGACCUCUGUGGUUCCUGUUCGCCACUGCGAGGUCAUGUGGACCUCUGAUCUGUCAGUCAUGUUUCAGUCUGUUCCAGUGAUGAGACAUGACACUUGAAUUCUUUGGUGCUUUGUAAUGUGACUGUUGAUGAUCCCUGCUGAAUAAAAGAUACGA
Molecule: messenger RNA, 2455 nt
Organism: Synchiropus splendidus (mandarinfish)
Lineage: Eukaryota; Metazoa; Chordata; Actinopteri; Syngnathiformes; Callionymidae
Gene: nln
Product: neurolysin (metallopeptidase M3 family)
Exons: 13
Coding region: 222-2303 (693 amino acids)
Biological process (GO): peptide metabolic process; proteolysis
Cellular component (GO): mitochondrial intermembrane space
Molecular function (GO): metalloendopeptidase activity
Source: RefSeq, a predicted model, not a curated record